AUGAGUUGGCUUCGCUCCCUCGCCGGGGGCCACCAGCGCCCCACCAACGAGCGCUUCCUCGCGCCCAAGAAAACGCCCUUCGAGCUCGCCCAGCACUACCUCCCCAUUCUCAAGUGGCUGCGCAACUACAAACUCGGACAAGACCUCAAGUUCGACCUCGUCGCAGGCAUCACCGUCGCCAUGAUGCUCAUCCCGCAAGAGGUCUCGCUCUCCACCAUCAUGCACGUGCCCGCGCACCACGGACUCUACACGGCCGCCACGGCGCCGCUCAUCUACGCGCUCUUCGGCUCCAGCACCGUGCUCUCCGUCGCCAGCGGCUCUGAGGUCGCGCUGCUCACCGGAUCCAUCCUCGAGCCCAUCGAGGACGAGAAGGAGCGCGUCGCCACCGGCAUCAUGAUCGCCUUCCUCAGCGGCGUCAUCCUGCUGCUCGUGCGCGUGCUCAACCUCAGCCAGGUCGCCGACUUCUUCUCCCGACCCGUCAUGGGCGGAUUCAUCUCGGCCGGCGGACUGCUCAUCAUGCUCUCGCAGUUCCAGAACGUGCUUGGCGUCAAGUUCGACUCGCAGGACUACCCCGUGCAGACGCUCUACCAGAACUUCAAGAACAUCGGCCACUCCAACAAGAACGCGCUGGCCGUGGGGCUCAUCUCCAUCGCCUACCUCAUCGGCGUCAAGCUCAUCAAGAAGCGCUUCUUCCCCUCGCCUGUGCUCUCGCAGCUCUUCGACGACCCGGCCAAAACCAACUCCGCCAAUACACAGCAGAUUCCUGCUAGCGGCAACUUCGCUGACAGUCACGGAUUCUCCAUCACGGACGAGCAGUACGUCGGCCUCGCUUCGGCCCGCGCUCAAGCAGACGAGAACCAGGCCAAGUCGCUCAACCGCAAGUCCAUCGACGACUCCACGCCCAAGUCCAAGCCCGUACUGAUCGCCAUCUUCUUCGCGCGCACCCUCUGCGACCUCGGACCCCUCGUCGUCUGCAUCUUCGGCGGCAUCGUGGGAUACCUCCUCGGACCCAAGGCGCUCAAGCUCACCGGCACCGUGCCCGGCGGAUUCCCCGCCCCCGUCCUGCCCUGGUACGGCUUCGACGACGACCUCAUCGACGGCGGCCGCUUCGGCACCAUCCUCGUCAACGCGCUCACCGUCUCGCUCGUCGUCUUCCUCUCUAGCAUCGCCAUGGCCAAGCGCCUCGCCAUCCAGAGGGGGGAGGACAUCAACACCGAGCAGGAGCUCACGGGCAUCGGCGUCGCCAGCGUCGUCUGCGGCAUCUUCCAGGCCAUGCCCCCCACCGGCGGCAUGUCGCGCACAGCCGUCAACAUGCAGAACGCGCACACACAGCUCGCCUCCAUCGUCACCACGCUCAUCGUCAUCAUCGCGCUCUACACGCUCACGGGCACGCUCUACUACCUGCCGCGGGCCACGCUCGCCUCCAUCAUCAUCGUCGCAGGCUACACGCUCGUCGAGUUCAAGGAGGCCAAGUGGCUCUUCCGCGUCAAGCGCGACGAGUUCUUCGUCUGGGCCGCCUCCUUCGUGCUCACGCUCGGCCUGGGCGUGCUCGAGGGCCUCAUCGCCUCCAUCGUCUGCUCCGUGCUGGCGCUCAUGAUCAAGACCAAGCGCUCUCCGGUCGUGAUUCUCGGCCAGCUGGAUAACGGCAGCCUCGUGGACCGGGACCUCUUUCCAAAUGCUUGUCACCUGGACGGGAUUGUUGUCGUUCGUGUGGAGAGUUCGCUGUACUUCGCCAACUGCGAGCGCGUAGCCAAAGCCAUCGAACGCGAGAUGGCUCGACUCCUGAAGAAGGGCAUCACGACGCACGGCGUGGUGCUGGACGCGUACCACAUGAACGACCUGGACGCAACUACGAUCCAAGUAUUGUCGGACACGCAGGAGAAGCUGGCGGUGCGCAAGGUUCGCUUCGCUAUCGCCAACGCCAAGGGCCGACUCCACGACAUUCUGGCGGCGACCAACCUGCCCAAGCGCAUUCUUGGUGGCGAUCCACGGGUGUCGGUGGAAGACGCGCUGCUCUUGUUGCGCGCUUUGCCAGUUUCAGGUAACACGUCUCCGUCGUCUUUAGGGGCGACCAUCAAUGUGCCGGUGUAG
Molecule: messenger RNA, 2091 nt
Organism: Phytophthora sojae
Lineage: Eukaryota; Oomycota; Peronosporomycetes; Peronosporales; Peronosporaceae
Exons: 1
Coding region: 1-2091 (696 amino acids)
Biological process (GO): transmembrane transport
Cellular component (GO): membrane
Source: RefSeq, a predicted model, not a curated record